Molecule: messenger RNA, 570 nt
Organism: Budorcas taxicolor (takin)
Lineage: Eukaryota; Metazoa; Chordata; Mammalia; Artiodactyla; Bovidae
Product: trefoil factor 2-like
Exons: 5
Coding region: 1-570 (189 amino acids)
Biological process (GO): negative regulation of gastric acid secretion; maintenance of gastrointestinal epithelium; chemokine-mediated signaling pathway
Molecular function (GO): CXCR4 chemokine receptor binding
Source: RefSeq, a predicted model, not a curated record
AUGAACGUGAACAUGGGACCCCGAGGCACUUGGCUCCUGGCUAUGCUUCUCCUGCUGGGUUUGUGCGCCCUGGCGGGGGCCCAGAAACCAGGUGCCUGCCAGUGUUCGCGCCUGAACCCCCGCAACAGGGUGAACUGCGGCUUCCCGGGCAUCAGCAGUGACAACUGCUUCUCCAGAGGAUGCUGCUUCGACUCCAGCGUCGUUGGGGUCCCCUGGUGUUUCAAUCCCCUCCCGAAGCAAGAGUCGGAGGAGUGUGUCAUGGAGGUCUCGGCCCGCAAGGACUGUGGCUACCCCGGCAUCAGUCCUGAGGAGUGUGAGUCCCGGAAGUGCUGCUUCUCCGACACCAUCCCCCAAGUGCCCUGGUGCUUCUUCCCCAUCUCUGUGGAAGAGGCUCUCACUACCCUGCUGGGCUCAGCCGGGAGUUUGCUGAUGGUGCAGAAGGGCAGGCUGGGUGCAGAGGGUCUGAAAAAGGAGGAGAGGCCACAGCCCAACCUGACCUCCACGGUGACUACCAUGGUGACCUCCUCAGUGCCCCCCACAGGGCACCGUGGAAUUAGGGGGCUGCAGUAA